AGCAUAAAGCAUUAUCCCACUUUAACCUAAAGAAUGGUGUUUGUUUUUGUUCUUUAUUUACAGAAAGAUUAGGUAAAGAAGACAAAGAAAACUGUGGGCAUAUUGGCAUUGAGGAGUUGCAGAAAGCACACAAAAGAAAAGGGGAACAAUUCCUAGUGCUUCCUCUCUGUGUCCAACACCAUUGGUUAUCUUCUUCUGCUUAGAACAGCCAUUAAAAGUUUAAAACCAUCAAACAUAAGACUUAGUUUUCAUCACAGACAUGGAACCUCUCCUCAAAAUGCUGUCUUCUGCUAUCUCUGCUGGUUUCUUCACUCUUCUUCUUCUACCAUUUCCAUUGAUUCAAGGCCAUGCAGAAAGAGAUUGGAACCACACACACAACAAACACAAUCUUCAUCAGGUGAAUCCAAAGCUGCUGUUUGAGAUCAAACUUCAUGGGUUUCUCCUCUGGGCUUCCCUAGGUUUCUUGAUGCCUGUUGGCAUUCUGGUGAUAAGAAUGUCUCACAGAGAGGAACAUGGAAGAAGGGUGAAGAUCAUGUUCUAUACACAUGUUGUCCUAGAGAUACUUGCUGUCCUCCUUGCAACAGCAGGAGCAGCAAUGUCACUGAAACACUUCGACAACUCUUUUAGCAACACUCACCAGAGGUUAGGAUUAGCCCUUUACAUCAUCGUAUGGCUGCAAACCUUAAUUGGAAUCCUACGGCCACACAGGGGGAGCAAGGCAAGGAGUGUGUGGUUUUUUGCACACUGGUUACUUGGCACUGCACUCUCAUUAUUGGGAGUAAUCAACAUCUACACUGGCCUGCAAGCCUACAACAAGAGAACAUCAAGAAGCACAAACAUUUGGACCAUAAUUUUCAGCACCCAGAUUUCUCUUCUUGUCUUCUUCUAUCUUUUCCAAGAAAAAUGGCACUAUAUAAAGAACAAAGCAGGCUCCAUUUUGGGCAGCAAUGAAGCAGUACAACCUACGACAGAUCAAGAAACAUUCCCAGUAGUAGCAGACAAUGAGAAAAAGGCAGAUGUAUGCUAAAAUAUUGGUUGGGCAAAAACCUUAAUUAGUCAAGAUCUCGUUUUCUACCCUCUCUUCGAUUUACCUCUCUUGUGUAGUUUACGGGAUACUACACAUGAAGUAAGGUUUAGCCAGUGCAUACCCUCGUGUAGUGGCUGCAGAUUUGCUACCGAAAAAAAUUGUUUUGUACCCGGAUUUGUUGGUUUUGGUAACUGGUAAGGAUGUAUGUAGUUAUGCACAUACACAUAUGUAUAUAUGCAGAAUGUACACGAGUGUGUGUACGAAAUGUAUGCAUAUAUGCACAUGUAUAUGUGCAGUGCAAAAAAAAAAUGUAUAGGUGUGAGAUGAGUAGUGUUAUUAUUUUUUGGACUGCUCAUCUAUGUAUUAGCUGCCAAUUAAAUUGACUUUUGAUUUGAUACGGGAUAAUAUAGAGUUUGAAUCUUGGUUUUAUGA
Ipomoea triloba (trilobed morning glory) is the source of this 1459-nucleotide messenger RNA. RefSeq names its product cytochrome b561 domain-containing protein At2g30890-like. Gene Ontology annotation, molecular function: transmembrane monodehydroascorbate reductase activity. NCBI's taxonomy places the organism in Eukaryota, Viridiplantae, Streptophyta, Magnoliopsida, Solanales, Convolvulaceae. The record is from RefSeq and is a predicted model, not a curated record. Bases 260 to 1027 code for a protein of 255 amino acids. The transcript is spliced from 4 exons.